AUGAGUGGUGGAUGGAAUACCAUCGAGUCCGAUGCAGGCGUCUUCACCUACCUGCUCGAGAACCUCGGUGUCAAGGGUGUUCAGUUUGAAGAGCUGCUCACACUCUCCCCCGAUGAGCUAGCGCCGCUGCAGCCAAUCUACGGCAUCAUCUUCCUCUUCCGCUACCCUUCCGAAGGCCUGCCCGCGCGACCAGCAGACUCCUACGACCGCGAUGCCGCCGAGAGCCUCUUCUUUGCCCAGCAGACGAUCCAGAAUGCCUGCGGCACGCAAGCGCUCCUGAGCGUCGUUCUCAAUAAGACCAACGAGGUGGAGAUUGGGGAGAAGCUUGGCGAGUUCCGUGAAUUCACCAUGGUUCUGCCUCCCGAGUUCCGCGGGGAGGCGCUCAGCAACUCUGAGCUGAUCCGCGAUGUACACAACAGCUUCGCCAAGAGCAGUCCCUUCGUCGACGAGACGCAGAAGACGGGUGAGGCCGAGGAUGCCUUCCACUUUAUCGCCUACACGCCCAUCAACGGCAAACUGUACGAGCUGGAUGGACUGCAGCCUGCACCCAUCUCGCACGGCGCCUGCACGACCGAAGAGUUCCCAACCAAGGUGACGCAGGUCCUCCAGGACCGCAUGCUUACGUACGCUAGCUCUGAGAUUCGCUUCAACGUGCUGGCCAUGGUACGCGACCCGAGGAUUGCGGCAAAGGAGAUUGGUGAUUCCGAAACCCUGGAGCGAGAGAACGAGAAGCGCCGCAACUGGAGGUUUGAGAACGCCCUGCGUCGACACAACUUUGUUGGAUUCGCAGGCGAGGUCCUGAAAGGCGUUGUCGCGCAGAAAGUCGAGGGUGGCGAUGCGGCAUACGAUGCCUGGAUCAAGGAGGGCCUCGAGCGGAGGAAGAGAGAUGAGGAUGCCGUGAGAUUGAGACGGAAGAUGGGUGGCGGCGGUGACGACGACGAAGAGAUGAUCGGUUAA
Colletotrichum fioriniae is the source of this 957-nucleotide messenger RNA. The record is from RefSeq and is a predicted model, not a curated record. NCBI's taxonomy places the organism in Eukaryota, Fungi, Ascomycota, Sordariomycetes, Glomerellales, Glomerellaceae.